AUGAUUCCUGAGGGUCUUGACAAAAGGCCCUUAAAGGACAUCGUUGGUGAGAUUGUGAAGCACAAUUUCAACUGCGUGCGUCUCACUUAUGCAAUGUACAUGUGGACACACUAUGUCCACAACAAUAUCAAUGCCACGUUUACCUCUUUGGAUGUACCAGGCGUGGUCCAAGGUAUUGUCAAGAACAACCCUUCCGUGUUAUCCAUGACACAUGUUCAGGUCUUUGAUUGUGUCGUUCGUGAACUUGGGAUUCAAAACGUGAAAGUGUUGCUUGAUAACCAUGUGAGUGAGCCAAAGUGGUGUUGUAAUGACAAUGAUGAGAACGGUUUCUUCCAUGAUAGACACUUUAAUCCUCAAGAAUGGGUGCAUGACCUUACUCUAGUAGCCAAACACUUCAAUGGAAACCAUGUUAUUGUGGCAAUGAGCUUGAGGAAUGAAUUGCAUGGUCCACGCCAAAAUGUGUAUGACUGGUACAGGUACAUGAGCAAAGCAGCAGUGACUAUACACAAGACAAACCCAAAUGUGCUUGUGGUUAUUUCCGGAUUGAACUAUGAUACUGAGUUACAGUUUUUAAAGAGUAAACCAUUGAAGAUAGAUUUGGAGAUAUGGACAAAACAACUAAUGAAUAGGAUAUGUGCCGACAGCAUUAAAGGGAUAGAGGAUAGAGCUGGAUUCCUCACCACUAUCAAGAAUGCAGCUCCUUUAAUUUUUACAGAGUUUGGGUUUAAUGAGGCAGGAUCUUCAGUGGAGGACAACAGGUUCUUAACAUGUCUUCAAACUUAUCUUGUUGGAAAAGAUUUGGAUUGA
Sphenostylis stenocarpa is the source of this 807-nucleotide messenger RNA. Lineage: Eukaryota; Viridiplantae; Streptophyta; Magnoliopsida; Fabales; Fabaceae. The record is from the annotation of a GenBank genome assembly.